AUGGCGACAGGACGGAGGCGAGAAGGCGUUGAGAGAAUUUCCGAUGCGCUUGUGGCGACGCAGGAGAGGCAAAAAGUUUCCUCUAACACUGCAACAAAGAAAGUUCCCACUAAGACUGCAACCAAAAUAGUCCCCUCUAAGACUGCAACAAAGAAAGUUUCCUCUAAAACUGCAACAAAGAAAGUCUCAAAUAAGACUGCAACAAAGAAAGUCCACCCUAAAACUGCCGCAAAGAAGGUCCACACUAAGACUGCCACAAAGAAAUUUCCCACUAAAACUGCAACAAAGAAAAUCUCCACUAAGACUGCCAUAAAAAAUGUUCCCUUUAAGACUGCAAUAAAUAAAGUCCCCACUAAGAAUGCAACAAAUAAAGUCCCCACUAAGAAUACAACAAAGAAAGUCCCCUCUAAGACUGCAACAAAGAAGGUCCCCACUAAGAAUGCAACAAAGAAAGUCCCCACUAAGAAUGUAACAAAGAAAGUCGCCACUAAGAAUGCAACAAAGAAAGUCGCCACCAAGACUGCAACAAAGAAAGUCGCCACCAAGACUGCAACAAAGAAAGUCGCCACUAAGAAUGCAACAAAGAAAGUCGCCAGUAAGACUGCAACAAAGAAAGUCGCCACUAAGAAUGUAACAAAGAAAGUCGCCACUAAGACUGCAACAAAGAAGGUCCCCACCAAGACUGCAACAAAGAAAGUCGCCACUAAGAAUGCAACAAAGAAAGUCGCCACUAAGAAUGCAACAAAGAAAGUCGCCACUAAGAAUGUAACAAAGAAAGUCGCCACUAUGAAUGCAACAAAGAAAGUCCCCACUAAGAAUGCAACAAAGAAAGUCCCCACUAAGAAUGCAACAAAGAAAGUCCCCUCUAAGACUGCAACAAAGAAAACUGCAACAAAGAAAGUCCCCACUAAGAAUGCAACAAAGAAAGUCCCCUCUAAGACUGCAACAAAGAAAGUCCCCACUAAGAAUGCAACAGAGAAAGUCCCCUCUAAGACUGCAACAAAGAAAGUCCCCACUAAGAAUGCAACAGAGAAAGUCCCCACUAAGAAUGAAAUAAAGAGAGUUUCCUCUAAGACUGCAAAAAAGAAAGUAUCCUCUAAGACUGAUACAAAGAAAGACCCCACUAAAACUGCAACAAAAAAGUAUCCUCUAAGACUGCGACAAAGAAAGUCCCUACUAAAAGUCCCCAUUGAAACUGCUACAAAGAAAGUCCCUACUAAAAGUCCCCAUUGA
Molecule: messenger RNA, 1233 nt
Organism: Penaeus indicus
Lineage: Eukaryota; Metazoa; Arthropoda; Malacostraca; Decapoda; Penaeidae
Exons: 3
Coding region: 1-1233 (410 amino acids)
Source: RefSeq, a predicted model, not a curated record